UUCUUAAAAUGACUGAGGCUCAAUGUUUAAACCAUUACGUUAGUGACUACUAUAUGAAUUAUACUCUUCAUUCAGAGAAAGAUUUUGGUUUAGUAUUAUUUUUUGAAUCUUCAAUGACAGAUGUAUUACUAGAAGUUAAUAACAAUAUAUUAUUAGUAGUUGAAAGUGUUGAUAAUAGCAUAUCUGAAAUUAAUAGUUCUGAUAGUAAAUCUAAAGAUAGUCUCUUAAAAGAAAUUUAUAGUAAGCAAACUUUUACUUCUUUUGAUAUACUUGAACAGUAUUUAAAACAUUAUUCUGUGCAAAUAGGUUUUGAAACAAAAAUUGUAAGAGCUAAAAAGAAAAUGAUGUUUGGGCUUGUAAAAUAUACAAAUAUUAGCAUGGAGAAUUAUAAUCACAAGCUAAAUGAUAGCGAAUUAAUUAAACAGUUUGCAUCAUCAUUAUGUAAGUUACUUACUAAUAUUAAAGAAGAAAUCUGCUUUUAUGUUCAAAAGUAUCAAUUAGAGGUGACCGUUUUAAAAUGA
This is a messenger RNA of Racocetra persica, 521 nucleotides long. NCBI's taxonomy places the organism in Eukaryota, Fungi, Glomeromycota, Glomeromycetes, Diversisporales, Gigasporaceae. The record is from the annotation of a GenBank genome assembly.